AUGCGCGUCGACGAGUGCUUCCAGGACGAAUCCCCAGGAUUCUGCCUCGGUUUCCUAGCCAGCACCACGACUGAUUACGUGGCCAUCCACACCGACUACGCCAACUGUGAAAACAACAUCGCUGCUGCCUCAUCGGCUUGGUCAUGUAUCACUUACACAUACACGCAGACUGCAUUGACCUUGAGCUUCAGCUCUUCCCCUGUCGAGACUUCCAGCUCGUACCCUGGGAUCACGCCACAGAGCACGGGUAGUAGCUAUUCCAUCAAUAGCAUCUCCAGCAUCACCACCACCACCACCGAAUACACUACCAGCAUCAUCUACUCCGCCACAAUCUACACUGUCACCUCCUGUACCUCAACCGUGCCCAACUGCCCCCUCCCCCCCCCCACCUCAACCCCCUACAGCACAACAGAAAUCAUCCCCGUCACCACGACGGUCUGUCCCGUCUCUUCCUCGAAGCCCAGCACCCACCCUUCUCCUCCUUACCCAUUUACUUCCAUCUCCAUCUUCUACAGCACCAAGGCGUACACCAUUACCGCCUGCGCUGCGUUGUCAUCUUGCGCUGUGGGCCAGGUGAUAACCACGGUUAUUCCUACUGGCACGACUUGCAUUACGCUCGGUAGCACGCUUGGCCCAGUGGCUUCGUUUACUUAUUCUGCUUCUUAUGGUGCGACUGUGACUUAUCAGCAGACUACGGCGGCGGCAACUACGGCGUAUGGGACGGGGGUGGUGCCGAGCAAGACGACGGGGACGCAGAUCGUUUCUGCGGCUGCAGAGAAAGUGGGGAGGCGCCUGGAGAUGGCUGCUGGUGUUGUGGGUGUUUUGGCUGUUGCCAUAUUGUAA
Molecule: messenger RNA, 843 nt
Organism: Pseudomassariella vexata
Lineage: Eukaryota; Fungi; Ascomycota; Sordariomycetes; Amphisphaeriales; Pseudomassariaceae
Exons: 3
Coding region: 1-843 (280 amino acids)
Source: RefSeq, a predicted model, not a curated record